Messenger RNA from Oryza brachyantha (malo sina), 1112 nucleotides. RefSeq lists its product as uncharacterized. Lineage: Eukaryota; Viridiplantae; Streptophyta; Magnoliopsida; Poales; Poaceae. The record is from RefSeq and is a predicted model, not a curated record. The transcript has a single exon. The coding region runs from base 65 to 730 and encodes 221 amino acids.
AGAGGAAGAAAACUAAGCAAUUGUUCACACAAAGACGACAUUGCAAGAAAGAUCUGAUCGAUCAAUGGCUCCGAGCAGAGAGGCGUGCGCGGUGGCAAUGGCGAUGGCGGCGCCGUUCAUCGCGAUGGCGAGCAACAUGCAGGGCGGCGGCAGCGCGGAGAAGCGGCGGAGGACGUCGUCGGACGCGCUGCAGCGCACCGUGUCGGACGUCUCCUACGAGCUCCACCACCACGUCGGCGCCAAGGGGAGCACGAUGAUGGAGGACGCCGCCGCCGCCGAGCAGCAGAAGCAGCUCCAGCCGGUGGCGGAGGUGGAGGACGCGAGGUGCGAGUGCUGCGGCAUGUCGGAGGAGUGCACGCCGGAGUACAUCCGGGGCGUGCGGGCGCGGUUCUCGGGGCGGUGGGUGUGCGGCCUGUGCGCGGAGGCGGUGACGGAGGAGGCCGAGAAGAACGGCGGCGAGCGGGAGGCGGCGCUCCGGGCGCACACCGCCGUCUGCAAGCGCUUCAACGGCUUCGGGAGGACGCACCCGGUGCUGUUCCAGGCGGAGGCCAUGAGGGAGAUCCUCCGCAAGCGCUCCAAGCUCGGCCCCCGCUCCAGGUCCAGCAUCAACCCCCGCGAGGUCCGGAAUGGCGCCGCCGCCUCUGCCGCCGCCGCCGGCGGCAUCGCCCGCAGUUCCAGCUGCAUGCCGUUCAUCACCGACGAGUUCAACCAGAGGGUGAACCUCAAGUAGAGAGAGUACGUAGGGUUUGCAUGGUUUUCACUAAUUGAGCUUUGCUUAAUGGUUUUUGUCUUAAUUUUUAGGCUAGAAAUCAGUGCAUGUUUUUCACACGCCAUUAAUUACUUUUUUUUUGGUGGUGUGUGUUUCUUUGCUGCACUUUUCUAGCUUAAUUAGAUAGAAGCUUUUGCAGGCUGAAUUGUUUACCUCUUUGUCUUGUGGUGUUUUAUAUUGAUUUUCACCACAGGGAGAGUUGAGAGAUUAGUCCUGUUUAUUCAGCUAAUUCCAUACAAGUUUCCUGCGUGCAUGGAGUGUAUAUGUAAUGUAUGCAUGUACUGGAGGACUAGCACUCCUGAUCUUGUAACAAAUAAAUAAUGAAAAAAAAUAUGUAUGAACA